AUAGUAAGAAAGGCAGCGGCGGCGGAUCUAUAACUCACAGGAGUAACAGUCACUCCCACACCUGAGUUACCUACAACCAGCACUGCAGAGAGGAUGGCGGAGAACCGGGGAAAAGCUACUGACCAGAUGAAGCUGUGGAAGGAGAACAGGGGCUCCCAGCGACCAGAUGCUCUGACUACAGGAGCAGGUGUCCCAGUCGGUGAUAAGCUGAAUGUUCAGACAGCAGGACCACAGGGGCCUCUGCUUGUGCAGGAUGUCGUCUUCACUGACGAGAUGGCUCACUUUGACCGGGAGCGCAUUCCUGAGAGAGUGGUGCAUGCUAAAGGAGCAGGUGCAUUUGGCUACUUUGAGGUGACCCAUGACGUCACACGUUACUGCAAGGCCAAGGUGUUUGAACAUGUUGGCAAGACGACUCCCAUCGCUGUGCGCUUCUCUACUGUGGCUGGAGAGGCUGGUUCAGCUGAUACAGUGAGAGAUCCUCGAGGUUUUGCAGUGAAGUUCUACACUGAAGAUGGCAACUGGGACCUGACUGGCAACAACACACCCAUCUUCUUCAUCAGAGAUGCCAUGCUGUUCCCGUCCUUCAUCCACUCUCAGAAGCGGAAUCCUCAGACUCACCUGAAGGACGCUGACAUGGUGUGGGACUUCUGGAGCCUGCGUCCAGAAUGUCUGCAUCAGGUGUCUUUCCUCUUUAGUGAUCGUGGACUGCCUGAUGGAUUUCGCCACAUGAAUGGAUAUGGAUCCCAUACCUUCAAGCUAAUAAACGCUCAAGGCAACCCUGUCUACUGCAAGUUCCACUACAAGACUGAUCAGGGCAUUAAGAACCUUCCUGUGGAGGAGGCAGAUCGACUAGCCUCUACUGACCCUGACUACGCCAUUCGUGACCUGUUCAGCGCCAUUGCCAACGGCAACUUCCCCUCUUGGACCUUCUACAUUCAGGUUAUGACCUUUGAACAGGCAGAAAACUUCCCCUGGAACCCAUUUGAUCUGACCAAGGUGUGGUCCCACAAAGACUUCCCCUUGAUCCCAGUUGGUCGCUUGGUGCUAAACAGAAACCCUGUAAACUACUUUGCUGAGGUGGAGCAGAUGGCAUUUGAUCCCAGCAACAUGCCCCCUGGAAUUGAGCCCAGCCCUGACAAGAUGCUGCAGGGUCGUCUCUUCUCAUAUCCUGACACCCAUCGCCACCGACUUGGAGCAAAUUACCUCCAGCUGCCUGUCAACUGCCCCUACCGUGCCCGUGUAGCCAACUAUCAAAGAGACGGACCCAUGUGCAUGACUGACAACCAAGGGGGAGCACCCAACUAUUACCCCAACAGCUUCAGUGCCCCAAAGAAUCAGCCUCAGUGCAUGGAGUCCAAGUUCAGGGUGUCUGCUGAUGUUGGGCGCUACAACAGCGCAGAUGAUGACAAUGUGACUCAGGUGCGCACCUUCUUCACUGAGGUCCUAAAUGAUGCGGAGCGUGAGCGUCUGUGCCAGAACAUGGCCGGCCAUCUGAAAGGAGCUCAGCUGUUCAUUCAAAAGCGCAUGGUCCAGCGUCUGAUGGCAGUGCACGAAAAUUACGGCACAAGAGUUCAGGCACUGCUUGACAAACACAAUGCAGAGAGCAAAAAGAACUUGCAUGUGUAUACUCAGGGAGGAGCAUCUUCCGUGACCGCCUCCUCCAAGAUGUAACCUGUGCGUGGAUUGUUUCUACACACAAGGAAUGUAACACCAAUACUUACACCACUCAAACACACACAGUAUUGACCUCCACUACUCUCAGCUCUUUCACACCUCAGGUUUUAAUAUAAGUGGGUUGUUUAAAAAACAGCUCUCCCAUAUCGAUAUAAAUAAUUUUCAAGAUAAAACCUUUGGAAGUUUGUUUUUGGCAGCCAUCUAUUAAACUUUAAACAGUUCAGUCCAUAGCAAUUCUAUAUCUGUGUGUUCCAGCUGAGGUCAGAUCAUAUGAUCCUUAAAGGGGACAUGAAACACUUCAAGUAUUUAGUUUAAUUCACAAGAUGUAUUUUCACUCUAACAAAUUUUAUAAGUUUAACAGUUGUCAGUGAAGCGGAAUUAAAAUAAUAAGCAAUCUAAAUGUCAUUUUUUUAAGUAAGGGCAGCGCCAUCUUGUCCCAGCGCUGAAAGUGACGUCACGAGGUUGGUUCACGCACGCCUCACUACUAGAAUCUAUGAGAAUACCGUAAUUUAGCGCCUCAAUAAAUAAUAAAAUCCAAACCAAAACUCAAUGCAGAGCGGGGGGGCACUUUUGUAUUGUCCCUGUGUGUAGUAAUACUGGGAGUAGUGAAAUUUAAUAAGGUGAGGAAUGAGAAAUAUUUACUUUCACUUUCAUACCUUCAGCGGGGGCUCGCAGCACUGAAGCGUGAGAAUCCUCCGGUUAGCUGCAACGCUAGGGGUUAGUGGCGAGCACUUUCUAGACCAGGACUAUGUGAAGGAGAGGGGUUUGAGUCAGGAGCAUUAGCGCCGGAUAAAUAAGCUGCAGUCCGAGGCUUUUUUUCCUCCGUUUUUUAUUUUUCCUCUGAUCAGCUGGAAUGUACAGACCGUCUGACUGAUGGUAAUGUUACUAUGAGAGCAGCAGCUGUGAGCCGCACCAGCCAAACAACACGCCCACCCAGCAGAGCAGCGAGAGGUACCGUUACCGAAAAUCUAGAUAAAUUAGAUAAUUUAAAGAUAACAUAGCUAGCGUUAGCUACUUAGCUAGCUAUCUUAUUCUAGCUAGCCAACGCUAGCUAACUAGCUAACACUAACUAGAUGAAGCUAAGUACCCAGUAAGCAUUCUAACUUCUAAACUGAACGGUUUAUCAACCAAACAGCGCCUGGAUGUUUCAAUAUCCACUUAAAUCAUGUUCGUUUCAUUCAGUCUUAAUGAACUCUGGACUUUGCAUGUUAAAUAGCUAAAUGUAUAUAAAAUAGCUGGUUAACUGGAUGGCAGUACCUGCUGUGGACGCGCUGCAGGGUUCUGCACGGCUCCACGUAGAGAGAGAGAAUAAACACUCCCCAAACCCCUCGCUCUCAGAAAAGCAUCUAAAAAGUUCUGCUCAGGUUUAUAUAGGAAAGAUCUCUGAGUAAAUGCUCCAUGUUAGCCUAGUUCAGCUUCGUCUUCAUCCAUAAUCUCGACAAACAAUACGCUCUUUUCCUCUAGCUAUAUGCCUGGGAUCUUAAACCAACCAACCUCGUGACGUCACCAGUGCUGCACGGGCAACAUGGCGGCGCCCUAGCUCAAACGUAACAAACAUAAAUAUAUUAUAAUUUAGUGUGUAAACAUUUUAUAUAAAAAAAUCCCCCCCAAAUAAAUGCCAUUAUAUUUAAUACCUUAGAAAACUUGUACAAACUGAAAUGUUUCAUGUCCCCUUUAAGCUUAUUUAAUAUAGCAGAAUGUUAUCACUUAACUUGAUGACUUUCAUUCAUUGCUGCUCUUCCAUAUCAGCCUUAUGAACACACUCACGCCUUUUGUUAAGUGCUCUGGUUUUAUUUCAUUUCCAGUAUUGCGCAACACUCAGUUUGAAAAGGUCUAAUAAGUCCAGUUCUUACAGGAUACAUUUAAAAUAAAUAGUUUGUUUUCUUCAUGCUUCUUUUGUAUCAGUACAGCCUUGGCUGCUCUGUCAGGUUACUGGUUCCUUGAUUUAAAUACUGAAACAACAACACUAUGUGAACAACUGUCAUAUAAUGAUAGUUGGAGGUCUCAGCAUUAUAUAUACAUUCCCCAAUUGGCGCCUUAACAAUGUAACUUUUAUUAUGUAAGCAGAAUCAUCCUCUUUAACUAAAUAAUUUUGAGAUGUAGAUUAAAAAAGUAGAGUGGAAAAGAGGCUAUUAUGAGAACUACAGCAUGAUUGUGCCUUACCGAAAUCCAUAUCUAAAAUCAUAGCUGUAAGUGUACAUUUUUUAUAACUUGGAACUGCAUCUGCCUGCAUUAUCAUGACAGUGAGAUACUGUAUAGCAUUUGUUAGGUGGUUCUAUUAUUAUUAUUAUUAUUAUUAUUAUUAUUAUUAUUAAUAAUAAUAAUAAUAAUAAUAAUAAUAAUAAUAAUAAUAAUUAGAGGUUUACAAAUGUAGUGCAAAUAGUAGUGAAAUGUUGUAAACAUUCUACUUUGCUGGUGUUAAAUUAAUGCAUCUUCUUCAAUCAUUUCAUUUUUUAAACAGUAAUAUUUUUUUUGAUUGAAUCCUGAUAUCAUGCAUAAUCUGCAUCCCUAGCUGUAUUAGCAUUAUGUUGAUGAAUCUUGUGCUCAACACUGGAAACAGCAUAGCUCCUAAAAAAAUGUUUUUCUGUGCUUUUACUGAACAGCUCGCACAUUUCCGUCCAGUUUCUUGUGUCAUAAAGGAUUAUUAAUUUUCCUUGUUGAUUUCUGUGUUCUGUCCUGAGAGGAGAAUGUUUUAAUCCUGAUGUUAUGAAUCCUGGUCUGUUCUGUAACCAAACUUAAUAAAUCAUAAUGAUUUGCUUUAA
Messenger RNA from Astyanax mexicanus (Mexican tetra), 4436 nucleotides. It is a transcript of the gene cat, whose product is annotated as catalase. Bases 94 to 1671 code for a protein of 525 amino acids. Gene Ontology annotation, molecular function: catalase activity; heme binding. Gene Ontology annotation, biological process: hydrogen peroxide catabolic process; response to hydrogen peroxide. Gene Ontology annotation, cellular component: cytoplasm; mitochondrion; peroxisome. NCBI's taxonomy places the organism in Eukaryota, Metazoa, Chordata, Actinopteri, Characiformes, Acestrorhamphidae. The transcript is spliced from 13 exons. The record is from RefSeq and is a predicted model, not a curated record.